Molecule: messenger RNA, 3915 nt
Organism: Gadus morhua (Atlantic cod)
Lineage: Eukaryota; Metazoa; Chordata; Actinopteri; Gadiformes; Gadidae
Gene: nell3
Product: NELL (neural EGFL like) family member 3
Exons: 5
Coding region: 251-3139 (962 amino acids)
Molecular function (GO): protein binding; heparin binding; calcium ion binding
Source: RefSeq, a predicted model, not a curated record
GAGAGGGAGAGAGAGGGGGGGGGGGGGUUUGGGAAUGCUCAGAGGGUGAAGGGUUAAUUCGUGGCCGGGGAAACCUGAUGCUAAUUAAGUCUUUGGAAUGCCGAAUCCUGACAUUCUGGUGAAGCUCUCAGAGCGGCUGAGACGCACAGGACGCAGGGAGUGAUGUUUUGGAUUUUAUUCCUCGCUGACGCUCAGAAAGGACGCGCGCUCUGAAUUCUGCUAGAAGGGAGAACCGAGGAAGGAGGGAAGAAUGGAAUUGUCCAGACUAUCGGUGAUGCUGGCGUUAUACUGCUCACCCCUGAUGGUGCGCGGUGCCGCAGAGCCGUGCAAAGGGACGCAGUGCCACGGCGGCGAAACCGGCGACCCGAGGCCGUGCGUCGGGGAGCAUUGCCCCGGGGGUCGCUCCUCCAGACCCCGGAGGCAUCUACACUACAACCCCGCAAACACGGGACGCGCGGCAGCACACGCAGUCGCCAGUUCGCAGCACGCCUUCGUGAGCUCCCCCAGAGCCGCUGUGGCGGAGGGUUUCGCGGCUAUACAGCCCCCUCGUGGACGGGACGGCGGGAGCGCGCGGACUAGAGCGGGGGCGGAAGCGUUCCCGUCGGGGUGCCACGAUGGGAGCUGCGGUCCUCUUCCUCCUGCUUCUCCACAACGACACCUUUACACCGUGAACGAGACGCGGGACUGUCGGGGGAUCGAGUGCAAACUGCCGCUCCGGAUCCGCCUCCAGCCGCGACCCAAGCCCUGCGUUGGGGACGCGUGCCUGGCCGGCUCCGAGGAGGGCCAGCCGGUCCACCUGAGAGACAGAGCCGCGCAGUUCAUGGGAGAGAUGCCUGAGUUUGGAUAUCCUUCCUCAGAGCUUGGGGGUGCCCCACUGGGAGUCCAGCUCACAUGUGACAUCAAACCAGGGGAGAACGAGGUUCCAUCCGAAGAUGCCCUCAUCCUCCACCUGCAGCUGUCCAAGGGUCAGGAGAGUCUGGUGGAGGCCCUGCGAGCACAGCAGGUGGUGAUCAGGGACCUGCAGCAGAAGCUGGUGGACCAGCAGGAGGCGCUGCUCUCCCAGCAGCGGGACAUCCUGGCCGAGCAGCGGCGCAUGUACGAGCAGAUGGACACGGUGAAGGCCCAGUACGGCAUGCUCUCCGACACCGUCAAGCAGGUGUCCUUCCAGGGCCUGCAGGGGGAGCUGCAGAGCUACUUCCAGAGCCACCUAGCAGGGCUGCAGAGCCAGGCGCGCAGCCAGCUGCAGAAGUCCUACGCCGUGCACAAGAUGGACGCGGACUCCAAGGUGGUGGAAGUGAUGGACGUCCUGGGCGAGGCCCACUUCCCCCAGCCGCUGUUUGGCUGCACGACGUCCUGCAGCGGCGAGGAGUUCUGUGACUUCCAGAAGGAGCCCCCCCGCUGUGAGAGGUGCACCAUGUGUCCACCGGGCUUUUUCCUCAUCUCCCAGUGUUCACCCAACACUGACCGCAUGUGCCAGGACCGAGAUGAAUGCCUGGAGUUACCAAGCAUCUGUGGGGAACGGGUGAAGUGUCUCAACACCCCAGGAGGCUUCCGGUGCCUGGGUAUCUCCGAGCGCGAGGCGGAGACGGGCGUGUGUGGCCUUGAAUACUUCUACAACCAGGAGCUCCAGGAGUGCCAGGCCUGCUUCGACUGUGAUGGGCAGCAGGCUUCGGCGCCCUGCACCGCCGUCAGUGAUACCGUCUGCACGGGGCCCCUGCUGUCCACCGAGCCGGUCCGUCUGUCCCAGGCCUGGGGGGGCAACGUCCAGGUUCCCCCAGCCAGGUCCUUCUCCCGCUCCUCCUCCUACUUUGGCUCCAUCUUCCCGGGCCUGCAGCUCAACAUCCUCGGCAGCGGAGACCCCGGCGGGCUGCUCUCCAUGCAGGGUGGCCGGCUCAGUUUGCAGCAGCACGGCCUCCUAUGGCUGGACCACAACUUUGCCCUGAAGCACAGCUGCCGCAACUUCCUGCAGCUCGGCAUGCGGCUCAACGGCAGCCAGGAGGAGGAGAGCGGCCGGUGGGACCUGAGCGGCGUUCGCAUCGAGCAGCCCGACGGGAAGUACUUCCAGAGCGUGAGCGUGAGCGGCGCGGUGGAGGUGGAGCCCAACCACACCCUGAGCCUGGUGCUGAAGAGCCCCAACCAGCACUGCAACCAGACCAAGGACCUGCACGCCUACGACCUCCACGGACACCCCUUCAGCCUCUUUUGGCUGUCGCACGACACCGGCUCCGUGGCUAUGACGGCGCAGACCACCGUGUCGGCGCACUACCAGACCAGCUACCGGCCGACGUUCCGCACCGUGUCCGUCUCGGACGCCUACAUGGUGGGCCUGACCCACGACAGCCGGGGCGUGCGCUUCACGGAGAGCGGCGUGGUCAAGUUCGUCCUGCAGCAGGCGCUGUACGCCGUGGGCCACACGUGCGUCCGCGAGGGCUUCUCCGUGGUGGCCUACACCAACCACAACGGCAGCGCCCAGGAGGUGAUGCGGGCGUUCAAGGCGGGCGUCAACUACCGCGACACGUCCGUCACGCUGUCGGGCGCGGUGCGCGUGGACGCCGAGGACACGUUGACCUUCGAGGUGAGCACGCCGGCGCAGUGCAACGUGCGCUACUUUGGCGACAGCAGCGGCAUCAGCGUGCUGAGCCUGGUGUGGAUCCCGGCAGCCGUGUCGUCGGCGCUCACCGCCACCGUGUCCCCGACGGGCCUGCCUUCCGGCGCCGUGCGGAACAAACCGCUCUUCUUCCAGCAGGUCAGCCCCGACAGCCGGCAGAUCCACCUGUCCACCGCCGGGGAACCCAACGCCCGGAAGAACUUUGUGUUCCGCGAGCAAGGCACGGCCAACGUGGCGCUCAACCUGAAGCUCAUCCACUCCUGUAACGUGGUCAAGCUCUCUCUGCACCGGGUGGCCGGUGGUGGGAGUGGAGGUGGAGGUAGCAGUCAGGCCAAGGCGGGUCCUGUGGCCCAGCAGGUGUCCGGACACAUGCCUGAAGGGAGCGAGUGGGCCAGCUUAGGGCUGAGGGCCUCUUUCGAGGUCCAGAACGGCACAGCCAUCUACGUCACCUUGGACUGCGUCCGCGGGCGCGUGAACCAGAUCACUAACCAGGGCGGGACCAACAUUUCCAUUCUCUGGGUCACCCUGUGAUCUGUGAUCAGUGAUCCCGGAUCCGUGACCAGUGAUCCAAAAUAUGGAUGUCUUUCCCUGAACCUGGAUGAAAUAUCAUGCAUGGAUUUGGUCUUGAUUUGCAGAGCAGAUUCAAAAAAUACCAAAGUCAAGCAGCUGUUUCUAUUCCUCAGAAAUUAUUUUGCAUAAAUAUGAUAUAUCAGUGUUUUGUGAUUUUAUCUAUUAUUUUGUGUAGCAUAUAUAUGUAUAUAUAUAUAUUAUCAGGAAGUACUUCCUUGCUAGAAAGUACUUUGGCUGGUUGAGAAGUGACCAAUCCGACGUUAAGUAUGUUGCAAACUGUGUGUGUGUGUGUGUGUGUGUGUGUGUGUGUGUGUGUGUGUGUGUGUGUGUGUGUGUGUGUGUGUGUGUGUGUUUGAGUGUGUGUGUACAUGUGUCUUUUCCUGCAUGUAUGAUUCAUUCCAUCUGAUAUAACAUAUUUCUAUGCCUGCACAUACUUUAAAUAAACAUGUAUUGAAUACUUAUGUUAUUAAGCCUUACAGAGCUUCCAAUAAAAUCUUACAUAGAACUGUUAUAGACAGAGAUUAUGUAGUAGAGCAGGAUUCCAUUGGAUUUCUGCUUAAUAACUUGUUUGUUAUUUUUCUAACUUAUUUGACAUUUUGAGUAAAGGGCUUUUCCUAAAAUAUCAUGAUAUGUUGCUUGUCUUCACCAAACAUGAUGUAAGUUUUCUCCAACACAUACAUUUAAUACAUCAUAUUGUAUACUGGAGGACACAAUAAAGUGCAGAACAUUCAAUAAUA